Molecule: messenger RNA, 5807 nt
Organism: Lipotes vexillifer (Yangtze River dolphin)
Lineage: Eukaryota; Metazoa; Chordata; Mammalia; Artiodactyla; Lipotidae
Gene: PHLDB1
Product: pleckstrin homology like domain family B member 1
Exons: 24
Coding region: 365-4507 (1380 amino acids)
Biological process (GO): regulation of microtubule cytoskeleton organization
Cellular component (GO): basal cortex
Molecular function (GO): protein binding
Source: RefSeq, a predicted model, not a curated record
CCAGGGAAAAGCAAGAGUGUCCUUCUGAGCCUGGGGCCGCGGCGGCCGAGCCAGGCGAAGGAACCAGUGUUCCCCUCUCACCCCGAGGUAAGAACGCUCUCCCCCACUACGCCUGCGGGUCCUGCUCGCUGCGCGGCUGGGACUGGAUAAGAGGAAGUCCCAGGGACCUGGAGAGAGCCCUCAGAUCAGCUCUUGGCUGGAAGAGCCCGGAAGAAACCGGUAGGGGAGGAGGGGGGCCACAGAAUGCUGAGGGAUUUCCCUGAGUACAGCAGUCUCUGUCCCUGGAAAUUCUUCCCCUUGGCCAGAUCUCCUGGGGAGAUGCCAGGCCAGCUUGAGCUUUGGUGAGCUCUGGAGCCCCAGGACAAUGGACACUAUCAGUAGGAACCAAGUGGGCCCUGGGUGCAAGACCCCAGCUGUGGUGCAGAAAGGACCCUUGGACCUGAUCGAAACAGGCAAAGGGCUGAAAGUGCAAACGGAUAAACCCCAUCUGGUGAGCCUGGGCAGUGGGCGGCUCAGCACGGCCAUCACUCUUCUGCCGCUGGAGGAAGGGAGGACAGUGAUUGGCUCUGCAGCCAGGGACAUCUCACUGCAGGGUCUAGGCCUGGCUCCAGAGCACUGCUACAUCGAGAACCUGCGGGGCACCCUCACCCUCUACCCCUGCGGCAAUGCCUGCAGUAUUGAUGGGCUCCUGGUCCGGCAGCCCACCCGACUCACGCAGGGCUGCAUGUUGUGCCUGGGUCAGUCCACCUUCCUCCGUUUUAACCACCCGGCUGAAGCCAAGUGGAUGAAGAGCAUGAUUCCGGCAGGGGGCCGGGCCCCUGGACCCCCCUACAGUCCUGGCCCGGAAUCAGAAAGCUUGGUGAAUGGGAACCACACCCCACAGCCUGCAACCCAGGGACCCUCAGCCUGUGGCAGCCACAGCUCCCUGGUGAGCUCUAUUGAGAAGGACCUGCAGGAGAUCAUGGACUCACUGGUGCUCGAGGAGCCUGGAGCUGCUGGCAAGAAGCCUGCCGCCACCUCCCCACUGUCACCGAUGGCCAAUGGUGGCCGCUACCUGCUGUCCCCCCCGACCAGCCCCGGCGCCAUGUCUGUGGGCUCCAGCUAUGAGAACACCUCUCCAGCCUUCUCUCCGCUCUCCUCACCAGCCAGCAGUGGAAGCUGUGCCAGCCACUCCCCCAGUGGGCAGGAGCCAGCCCCUUCCAUGCCCCCCCUGGUGCCUGCCCGGUCCUCUAGCUACCAUUUGGCCCUGCAGCCCUCACAGUCCCGACCCAGUGGUGCUCGCCCCUCUGAGAGCCCCCGGCUGGGCAGGAAGGGGGGUCACGAGAGGCCGCCCAGCCCUGGCCUCCGAGGUGUGCGGACAGACAGCCCUGCAGCCACUGUCUUGGCAGUGGCCUGCAGAGCCACCGAGAGCCCCCGGGCGGGGGGGCAGUUGCCCCUGGUGGCGAUUGGCCUGAGUGACUACCCGGCUUCCGGUGCCCGUGGCCAACCCACCAGCAUUCCUGGCAGCCCCAAGUUCCAGCCACCAGUCCCUGCUCCUCGAAACAAGAUUGGCACGCUCCAGGACCGCCCUCCCAGCCCUUUCCGGGAGCUGCCGGGCACUGAGCGGGUGUUGACAACCAGCCCCUCACGCCAGCUGGUGGGCCGAACAUUUUCCGAUGGGUCCGCUACCCGCACCCUGCAACCUCCCGAGAGCCCCCGCCUAGGCCGGCGGGGCCUGGACAGUAUGAGAGAACUGCCUCCCUUGAGCCCAUCUCUGUCCCGAAGGGCUCUCUCCCCCAUGCCCGCCCGGACCACCCCAGAUCCCAAACUAACCAGGGAAGUGGCAGAGAGUCCCCGACCCCGGCGCUGGGCAGCCCACGGGGCUUCACCAGAGGACUUCUCUGUGACGCUGGGGGCGCGGGGCCGUAGGACACGGAGCCCCUCACCCACACUAGGGGAGUCCCUGGCACCCCGCAAGGGCAGCUUCAGUGGCAGGCUGAGCCCGGCUUAUAGUCUGGGCUCUUUGACUGGGGCUUCACCCCACCAGAGCCCCCGUGCCCAGAGGAAGCUCUCCAGCGGGGACUUGCGAGUGCCUGUCACUCGGGAGCGGAAAAAUAGCAUCACAGAGAUCAGUGACAAUGAGGAUGACCUCCUGGAGUACCACCGGCGGCAGCGCCAAGAGCGGCUUCGGGAGCAGGAGAUGGAGAGGCUGGAACGCCAGCGCCUGGAGACCAUCCUGAACUUAUGUGCCGAGUACAGCCGGGCCGACGGGGGACCUGAGGCCGGGGAGCUGCCCAGCAUCGGGGAGGCCGCCGCAGCCUUGGCUCUGGCCGGCCGGAGGCCCUCACGAGGCCUUGCGGGGGGCACUGGGGCCUCUGGGCGGAGCAACGAGGAGCCUGGAGGUGCCACCCAACGCCUGUGGGAGACUGUGGAGCGCUCGGAUGAGGAGAAUCUCAAGGAGGAGUGCAGUAGCACGGAGAGCACCCAGCAGGAGCACGAAGAUGCACCUAGUGCCAAGCUCCAGGGAGAGGUGCUGGCCCUGGAAGAGGAGCGGGCUCAGGUGCUGGGGCGAGUGGGGCAGCUCAAAGUCCGGGUGAAGGAGCUGGAGCAGCAGCUGCAGGAGUCGGCCCGAGAGGCUGAAAUGGAGCGGGCACUGCUGCAGGGGGAGAGGGAAGCAGAGCGCGCACUGCUGCAGAAGGAGCAGAAGGCGCUGGACCAGCUGCAGGAGAAGCUGGUGACCUUGGAGACGGGCAUCCAAAAGGAGAGGGCCAAGGAGGCAGAAGCCCUGGAGACUGAGACAAAGCUCUUUGAAGACUUGGAGUUCCAGCAGCUGGAGCGGGAGAGCCGCGUGGAGGAGGAGCGCGAGCUGGCUGGCCAAGGGCUGCUCCGGAGCAAGGCCGAGCUGCUCCGGAGCAUCGCCAAGAGGAAGGAGCGCCUGGCGGUCCUGGACAGUCAGGCUGGGCAGAUCCGGUCCCAGGCUGUGCAAGAGUCAGAACGCCUAGCCCGGGAUAAGAAUGCCUCCCUGCAGCUGCUGCAGAAGGAGAAGGAGAAACUGGCUAUGUUGGAAAGAAGAUACCACUCCCUCACAGGGGGCAGGGCUUUCCCGAAGACCACGUCGACCCUCAAAGAGAUGGAGAAGCUGCUGCUCCCUGCUGUAGACUUAGAGCAGUGGUACCAGGAGCUGAUGGCCGGGCUGGGGACUGGCCCCGCUGCAGCCUCCCCUCGUUCCUCCCCCCCGCCUCUGCCCGCCAAAGCUUCCCGUCAGCUGCAGGUUUACUGCUCCAAGAUGGAUGGUGAGGCCACUAGCCCCUUGCCCGGGACCCGCAGUGGCCCCCUCCCCUCUUCCUCUGGCUCUUCCUCCUCCUCCUCCCAGCUCAGCGUGGCUACCUUGGGCCGUAGCCCCUCCCCAAAGAGCACUCUACUCGCCCAGAAUGGCACAAGCAGCCUUCCUCGCAACCUGGCAGCCACGCUGCAGGACAUUGAGACCAAGCGCCAGCUGGCCCUCCAGCAGAAGGGGCAGCAGGUGAUUGAGGAGCAGCGGCGGCGGCUGGCUGAGCUGAAGCAGAAGGCGGCAGCCGAGGCGCAGUGCCAGUGGGACGCCCUGCACGGGGCCGCACCCUUCCCGGCCGGGCCCUCGGGCUGCCCGCAGCUCCUGCGUCACUCCAUCCUGCACCACCUGCCGGCGUCCAGGGAGCGAGGGGAGGAGGGCGAGCACGCCUACGACACGCUGAGCCUGGAGAGCUCAGACAGCAUGGAGACCAGCAUCUCUACGGGGGGCAACUCGGCCUGCUCCCCCGACACCAUGUCCAGUGCCAGCGGCCUGGAUGUGGGGAAGACGGAAGAAAUGGAGAAGAUGCUGAAAGACGCCCAUGCGGAGAAGAGCCGGCUCAUGGAGUCGAGGGAGCGGGAGAUGGAGCUGAGGCGGCAGGCCCUGGAGGAGGAGCGGAGGCGGCGGGAGCAGGUGGAACGGAGGCUGCAGGGCGAGAGCGCCCGGAGGCAUCAGCUCGUGGAGAAGGAGGUCAAGAUGCGGGAGAAACAGUUCUCGCAGGCACGACCCCUGACCCGCUACCUGCCGAUCCGGAAGGAGGACUUUGACCUGAAGACCCACAUUGAGUCCUCAGGCCACGGUGUGGAUACCUGCCUGCACGUGGUGCUCAGCAGCAAGGUCUGCCGUGGCUACUUGGUCAAGAUGGGGGGCAAGAUUAAAUCGUGGAGGAAGCGCUGGUUUGUCUUCGAUCGACUCAAGCGCACCCUUUCCUAUUAUGUGGACAAGCAUGAGACGAAGCUGAAAGGGGUCAUCUAUUUCCAGGCCAUCGAGGAAGUGUACUAUGACCACCUGCGCAGUGCAGCCAAGAAGAGGUUUUUCAGCUUCACUAUGGUGUCUGAGAGCCCAAACCCGGCCCUCACCUUCUGUGUGAAGACCCAUGACCGGCUGUACUACAUGGUGGCCCCGUCCGCAGAGGCCAUGCGCAUCUGGAUGGAUGUCAUCGUCACCGGGGCGGAGGGCUACACCCAGUUCAUGAACUGACCGAAUGGGCCUCAUGGACCCUCAGGCUGGCCCAGGACCCAGGCCCAACUGCCUGCUGCUCCACUCGCCCCUGGAGACAGUCACGCCCUGGGCCUCAGGCCUCACACAAGUGCUCCCAGAGGCCCUGGAGGGCGGAGCAUGACUGGGGUUUUGUACAAGAAGUGACUUGUAAUGUUCUGUAAGGAGCUCGUCCUGUGAGUUUCUGAGCUCCAGCCCCCCCAAAGAACCAGCCAGGAGAUAAAAGUUGGGGAGGGGGCUUUGCUGCCUCCUGGGAGCCCAGAACUUGCAAUAUCCCUUCAGGGUCCUGCCCCAGGCCCAGCCAGGCUGAGGAGCUGUCACAGAGGGGCCGCUCCGCUCUGACCUGGCACCUGUGCUCCCCAGCCUGUGUUCUCUUUUGUAAAGGACUAAUUAUGGUACCAGAAGCUGCCAAAGAUCCCCUCUUGCCUCAGCCCCCUUUGCAGGGGCCUUGGGGGCUGAGCAGAGCCGCAUUCAGAGUGGGGUAACAGCUCAGGCGGUGUACCUCUCAAACCCCGCUCUACCCCAUUGUUGUCCUGCGUUUAUAUUUUUUAUUACUUUGCUGAAGGGCCAGAGACCGGAAGUGUCAUCCUUGAGGUCCCAGCUCUAUCACCUUUUUACAGACCCAUCACCAUGGUCACCACAGUGACGGCUUCAUCGCCAUGGUUACAUACUAAUUGCCGUGGCUCCGUGGCUCAGCCCACUGCUUCAGCGGUGGGCCCGUCUGAGGGUAUGUGCCAACAUCUCUCCAGCCCAGGCCCUUGGGCAUCUCCUGCUGGGGGGAAGGGACUGAACACCUUCUCCCUGCCCCCUGCCUGCGUCUCCAGGCCCUGAUACACAGCCUGCUGGCUCCCCUGUCCAGCCCUCCCCCUUCCACUCGUGCCUUGCUUUGAGCCAGAAGGGGUGAAGCUGGGAACUAGAGACCAGAGGAGGAGCCAUUGGAUGGGAGAAGCUAGAAGGGCUGUCCUUGGGCUUCUGUUAUAGGGCUGAGUUUCUGACAGAGGGUUGUUCAGAUUCUCCCUGAUGGAAGUCCUGAGCAGGAGAGGAAGCAACAGAGGGGGGUGCCCUGAGGUCUGGUUGCCCUCCCUGCAGCCUCAGAAGGGGGAUGAAAUGGAGAGCAGAGGACCAGGCCUCCAGCUGUCUGUGCUCAGCCCUUUCCGCCUUAACACUAAGCCCACCUCCCUGUCCCCCUUCCCAGCCCUGGGCCAUGGUUGCUGGGUCCAGGCUGGAUGUUUUUCAGUAUUUGUAAGCAUCUCAGCAGAACAAUAAAGCAUUUGGACUAUGU